Messenger RNA from Coprinopsis cinerea okayama7#130, 891 nucleotides. RefSeq lists its product as hypothetical. The transcript is spliced from 4 exons. NCBI's taxonomy places the organism in Eukaryota, Fungi, Basidiomycota, Agaricomycetes, Agaricales, Psathyrellaceae. The coding region runs from base 1 to 891 and encodes 296 amino acids. The record is from RefSeq and is a predicted model, not a curated record.
AUGAGAGCGCGAUUUUCAAGUUCGUCCAACUUUAUCGUUGAAUUCAAAUUAAUCCAGGUGGAGAAUAGACUGUACAAGAUCCCGAGAUAUCGACUGGUCGCGUUGUCGCCUGUGUUCGCUGAUAUGUUCUCUUUGCCCCAAAGUCAUUCGGAGAUAGUAUCGCCGGACGGCCGCGGGAUCGUUGAAGGAGAGAGCGAAGAUAGGCCUAUCGUCCUCGAGGGGUGCAGAGUGGUCGAUUUUGAAAGGCUUUUGGCGCUUGUUUAUCCCAGGGACGAUUGGGUGUAUGGUGAUUCACCGCCUUUGACAAGCCUGGAUGAAUGGGUUAGUGCGUUGAAGCUGGCGACGUUGUGGCAGAUGGAGAAGAUAAUCGGCGUAGCGAUCGCGCAACUGGACGAGAUGGAACUUUCAGAGACGACGAAAAUCCGACUUGGGAGGGCGUAUGGAGUGAAAAGAUGGAUCUCCGAAGGUGUUGAGGCUAUCGCUUCUCUGAAAGACGUCACCGCCAUCCCUUUGGAAGACCUGGCUGAUACGUUGGGCUGGGAGGUCACAGCUCGGAUCCUCUGGGCCAGAGCAUCCUGCGCGACUACACCCCUUUCGGGAAAGGCGGACGUUCCUUUCGACAAGAUUCGGUGUAAAUCGUAUGGGUGUGGAAAACGGGUUCUGGGAGCGGGGAAUUUGGUUUGUGAGGGCGGGCAUAGGGCUGAUACGGUCCAAAAGCCACCGAUCCGAGCUGGGGGUGGUACAUGGGUUCCGUUAGCGUUUUUGUCUAAGGACACGAUAGGCACGGCGUUGGCUGUUGAGUUGGGAGAUUUGGUUGUGGGGGAUGGUGUUGAAGUCAAUCCUGAUGUCAAGAAGGAGAUCAUGGAUUUGUUCCAGGAUGAAGUGGUGUAG